AUGAGCGCCGGCGGCGGCGGCAACAAUGACAAUGACGGCGUCAUCAACUGGGUCGCCCUCGUCAUCUCGCUGGUUGCCCUCAUUGGCACCCUGGCCCAGGUCCUCCAACAAUACAUCGCAUCGGCCGCUGGAUACUCAAACUGCGGCGAGAGCGUCAUGGGCAAAUGGCACGAGAGCAAAAAGCGAAAAUUUCGGCCGACCGAGUUGCGCUUCGAAGUCCAAUUUGAGACCCCCGUCAUCUUCGUCUGCGAGCCCAAAAACGACAAAGGCCCCAUCAAGGGCAAGCCCAUCUACUUCGUCAAGGGCACCGACGAGAGCUUGAAGGAGACACGGGCCUUGCUGCCCAAGGAAGAGGAGGCGCAGACGCAAGCGUUGCGGGAGAAAAGGGUGCACACGGCCGACAACGAGAGGGCUUCGUGGGUCAUACUGCUUUCGCAGCUGCAGUCGAUGGAGAAGGAGAGCCAGGACUGGCAGUACCAUCACUCCAACAACGGUCCGCCACACAACUUGCCGCUCGCCGGCUUUGAAAGCCACACGCUGGCCGUCGCCCUCCAGGCCAAGAAGCGAAGCUGGGACACGAUGCCUGCAGGAAUCAAGAAACCCUACGCCACCACAGCCAUGUGCCACCUGCUUGAGAUCGCCGCCAUGAUGGGCAUUUAUUGGAAGGAGUUUGACCGGUCGCGGGACCGAUACCGCGCCGAGGGGAAUGGCUACAUGCUGGUGGGCUCCAACGUUCCCGAUCUAGGCGUCACCUUCACCCUGCAGAUUUGCGGCAAGAGCCGAUUCCAGGAGAACCGCGUGAUCCCGGUCGACGAGGUCAAGGAGCUCUGCUGCGGCUUCGUGUCCACCUUGUUUCAGGAGGAGAACAAAGACAAGCGCAGGAUAGAGGUGCCCAUCGAGGACGCCAAAGAUCUCAGCAUUCUCCAGCUCGGCAGCACCAGGGAGAUUGCUGAGACCAUGGUGCUCAUCGAGUGCAACACGGACACUGCCAACUACUUUCGCUCCGACGACGCCAAGCACGGUCAUCUCUUCCCAGUGCCCUUCGAGCUCUUGGGUAUGCUUGGCAAGACGCUGCAUAUUCGCAACACGGCCUUCCGCAUGCUGCCAAAUCCUACGCCAUACCACUGGGACAAGAACUUCUUUAACCUUCGCAGACUUGUGAAGGAGUACUACAAGAAAAUCACCGACUCGGACUCGGAGCUCCCGCCGGUCUUCCAAAUUCAGCAGUUGGAGGAAGACUCUGGACAUCUGGUACGCACUCUGGCGGAGGACAAGCGGACCAAGACGCCCGGAUACUCGAUGAAGCUCCUCGACACGCUGCACGACGUGCUGGACAGGUGCGAUGAAUAUCUCCGGAAAAGCAACCGAGAUCUCGUCCGGGUGGUCGUCCGAGAACACUUCCAGGAAGUCCUGAAGCUUAUCAACGACAAGAGCGGCGCCGAUGACGCUGUCGACAACAAAAGCACGCGCACCACCGACACAAAGAAGGCCGAGCACUUCGACGAACUUACGGCCGCUAGCCCCGAACUGCGCCAGGAACUCUUCAUGGAUCUCUACUUCUUCAAGGUGCUGCACCAAGUGCGAACGCGCGCUGUGGCCUCGUACGAGCGGCGGCAGGACACCCACUACGCGCCGUCCGUACGCGCGCCAUCCGUGCACUCACGCGAGCCGUCCAUCGACAACCUCACCGAGGCCAAGUACAGCGACCCCGAGGCUAAGGCGGUAUCGCUGCCACCGACGCCCUCGGCCGUGCCUUCACGGCCCAUCUCGCCGGGCCCUCCCCCACCGCACCUCAAAAAGCACGAAAGCAGCCAGUCGGUGCCGGUGCUGCACAUCCAUCCGCCGGAGCGCGUGUUGCAUCAGCAUCAACUUCUUGGGAUGGACCUCACCUCUAGCCUGGACUCGGAGGCCACGGCCAUCUGGUGCACGCUGGUGCUUAGGAUGCUGUGCUGGCUUCUGCUGCACGACUUCAACAAGAAGGAUGUGCAGAUCCCGAAGAGCGAGUUGCUGGGCAGUCGGCUGCCGGUGUACAUUGCCUGA
Parathielavia appendiculata is the source of this 2040-nucleotide messenger RNA. RefSeq lists its product as uncharacterized. The transcript has 2 exons. The record is from RefSeq and is a predicted model, not a curated record. Bases 1 to 2040 code for a protein of 679 amino acids. Lineage: Eukaryota; Fungi; Ascomycota; Sordariomycetes; Sordariales; Chaetomiaceae.